UCAACGUUAAAUAAUAAUUGUGUCUGCAAUAUAUAUAUUUAUAAAUUAUAUUCAUACUGUAUAAUUUGCAUAGAUGAUACUUCUAUACAACGACGUUCCGUGGCUGGCCAAGCCGGCAAGUGAGCGACGAUGCAGAGAUGAAGAGGAGCACAGAAGAAGUGGCUGGAAGUCUUGAGCGUGGCAGCAAAAAAAAAUGAGGAACUGAAAAGUGCGAACGAAACAUCGAUGAUGCCGUUUGACGCCGCUUACCGCCACGCUACGAUGGGAUAUUCAUUAAUUUAGCAAGGAAACAAACGAGAGUCUUUGGUUGGACAGUUAGCGAUGCUGCUAGCCCGCUAGCCUGUGACGUCCGUGACUUUCUGGGCCGAAACGUUGCUUAUGUGGCGUAUAUUUGUAGAACUAUUUUGGUGUGAAAUGUCGACGGUAGAUGAUGACAGAUAACGACAAAUUAAGAUGAGUAGUGGUUAUCGCUUAUUACCGCUUGUAUGAGUGUUAUAAACGGCGACUGUGGCACGGAUGCGCGUCAGUGUUGAUCGUCUUAAAUCCUAAUUGGUUUUUUUUUUUUUUUUUUUUGCUGGGCCAAAUUAAGUUGCAAAGGAUACGUGGAACCUUGGCCCAAUGGAGCGAGUGUUGGAGCUCACUGGCUCCAUUGUAUCUCACGUCAUUUAGAUUACGUGGUGUGACUACGAUUUUUUCUCCGCUGAACCAAACAAGACGACGAAGACGAAGAGAAAAAAAAAUGCGAAUUUCGUCCUUCUUGGCCGUGUUCCGGCCCGCUUUACCCCUGAUCCUCGGGGUGUCUCUGGGGUGCACCCUGAGCCUGCUGAUGGUGUCGUGGACGCAGGGGGACGCGGAGGACGGCUGCGGGAAAGAGUUGGCCAACGGUGGGAAGCUUUACCUGGGUAGGGGCAACGCUCAGAGGGAUGCAAGGGACGAUGCAAGAGCAGGGGAAGGCGGCGAGGACGACUUCCAGCCGCGCAUUGUCCCCUAUCACAAGGACCCCAACCAGCAGCACAAGAAAGUCCUGAGAACUCGUUACAUCCACACGGAGCUGGGCAUCCGCGAGCGCCUCCUGGUGGCCGUGCUGACGUCGCGCGCCACCCUCAACACGCUGGCGGUGGCAGUGAACCGCACAGUGGCGCACCACUUUCCGCGCACCUUCUUCUUCACGGGCCUGCGCAGCGCCAAGGCGCCGCACGGCAUGGCGGUGGUGGCGCACGGUGACGACCGGCCCGUCUGGCUCAUGUACGAGACGGUGCGCCACUUGCACCGGCAGCACGGCGCCGACUACGACUGGUUCCUGCUGGCCCAGGACGACACCUACAUGCAGGCGGAGCGGCUGAUGGGGCUGGUGGGCCACCUGAGCGCCGGCCAGGACCUGUACAUAGGCCGCGCCGAGGAGUUCAUCGGCGGCGAGGAGAAGGCACGCUACUGCCACGGCGGCUACGGCUACCUACUGUCGCGCAGCCUGCUGGCGCGCUUGCAACCGCACUUGGACGCCUGCCGCAACGAUAUCCUCAGCGUCAGGCCCGACGAGUGGCUGGGCCGCUGCAUCAUUGACUACCUGGGACUCAGCUGCUCGGAGGUCCACCAGGAGAUGACCUACCGCUACUUCGAGCUGGGCAAGAACGCAGAUCCGGAGCGCGAGGACAGCCCUGGGUUCAAGCUCGCCUUCACCGUGCAUCCCGUGUCGGAGCCCAACCUCAUGUACCGACUGCACAAGCGCUUCAGCCAAAUCGAGCUGGACGGGACCUACGCGCAGAUCCAGGAGCUGCAGACGCAGAUCAGCAACCUGAGCGAGUUGACGCCAGAGGGCGCGGCGGGCGCCACCUGGCCGGUGGGCAUCAACGCGCCAUUCAAGCCCCGCACGCGCUUCGAGGUGCUCAACUGGGACUACUUCAGUGAGGAGCACAUCCACGCCUGCGCCGACGGCGCGCCCAAGUGCGAGCUGCGUGGCGCCGACCGCGCCGACGUGGCUGGGGUGCUGGAGGCGGCGCUGGAGCGGCUCAACGCCCGCUACCAGCCGCGGCUGCGCUUCCUCAAGCGCCGCCUUCUCAACGGCUACCGCCGCUUCGACCCCACCCGCGGCAUGGAGUAUGUGCUGGACCUGGCGCUGGAGGCGUACACUCAGAAGGGCCGCAGCCGGGUCAUUGCCAAGCGGGUGCAGCUGCUGCGCCCGCUCAGCGCUGUGGAGAUCAUCCCCAUGCCCUACGUGACAGAGGCCACGCGGGUGCAGCUGAUCCUGCCCGUCACGGCGCAGGAGAGUCGGCAGGUGGCCGCCUUCCUGGACACCUACGCCGCCAACGCGCUGGACACCCGUGACAAUGCGCUCCUCACCGUGCUCUUUGUCUACGACCCCUUCGAGGCGCAGCGCGUCAGCCGCGAGGACGUCUUCGCUGGCGCCAAGGCGGCCGUGGGCCAGACCGAGAAGCGCUACCGCGACGUCAAGAUCCCGUGGAUCAGCGUCAAGACCGAGGUGCCGUCGCAGGUCAAGCUGAUGGACGUCAUCUCCAAGAAGCACCCGGUGGACACGCUCUUCUUCCUGGCCAGCGUGUGGACAGAGGUCAACGGCGACUUCCUCAACCGCUGCCGCAUGAACGCCAUCAGCAGCUGGCAGGUCUUCUUCCCCGUGCACUUCCAGGAGUUCAGCCCGGCCGUGGCGCCGCGGCCGUCCGUCGCCUCCGCCGACCCACUCCGGGACGGCCGCUUCGACCGACGCGUCUUCGACGAGGCCUGCUUCUACAACUCCGACUACAUGAGCACGCGGGCCAAGAUGGCGGCCGAGGCGCUGGACAACGAGGAGCUGCUGGAGAGCAUGGACGUGUACGACGUCUUUGUGCGCUACUCGGGCCUGCACGUCUUCCGGGCCGUGGAACCGGCGCUGGUGCAGAAGUACGCGGCACGCCAGUGCAACCCACGCUUGAGCGAGGACAUCUACCACAGGUGCGUGCUCAGCAACCUGGAGGGACUGGGCUCCCGCUCACACCUCGCCGCUGCGCUCUUCCAGCACGAGCAGGCCAACAGCACCUAGACUGUCACCUUCACGCUCCAUUGCUAUGGCGACGACACCGUUAACCUCCUAUCUUGUCAAGCCCAAAGAAAGAGUGCGAUUACCCUACUUUGUUGUGCUUACUUGUUUCCACAAUGGCACUCCCUAUAUUUAAGUGUUGAAGAACUUUUUUUUUUUAACCAUUUCAAACUUUGAAGGCAAAUUUGGUCAAAUUUGUCAUCUAUACUUUGAAAUUCAGCACCUGUGCUGUUAUUACCUGGUUUGUUUAGAGAAACUAAAUUUGUUCUUUAAAAAGUUCCAAUUUCACACUCCAGAUUCUAUUAUUUAAAUGACAAGUAAAGCAUUUUGUUGCUUGUUCCAUUUUUGUAGAAAGACAAUGAAUGAAAUACUUGAACAGUUUUGCAUUUGUGGCUUCAUUUGAAAAUGAAGGCUCGUCAAAUUUGAUUUUGAUGUCAAAUUCGGAACAUAAACAUGUCACUCCAAUGAUGUUAGCAGCUUGAAGUAAAGUGUGUUCCUGUGCUCCUCGACUAAAUGUUCUUGUUCUUUGCUAGGUGAAAGGCUCACUUGACUGCAAGCUGUGUGAAAGUUGGCUCUUGUUUUUUUUUUUUUUUUGCGCUGCCCCUAGAAAGUGGUCCCGCAACCUCAGCACAAAGCAAAGCUUGUGCCGGUGACACGCUGCCUGGAUUCCUGCUUGCCUUUCGAGGAAAUGUCACCCGUGCGUCCUUUGGCAGAUUGUAAAUGAUUCAUUAUUAUUAAUAUAAAUAUCAUUAUUGAAUCCAUUCAAAUAAGACAAACGCAAACAAAAGGAUACUGAAGGCGCAUUGUGGUUUUUACAAACUUUGGCAAGCGCUUAUUUAUUUACAUCCAGUCCAUCACACAAGGUCACAGUUGUUGUCCCUUUUGCUCCUUUUUCUGUCAGGACAUUUUUUUAAGUGUUCAACACAAGUGAAAAGCUGCCUUGCUCGCUUGAGAAAAAAAAAACAUGCACGGAGCGAGCGGACACGUUUGAAAA
This is a messenger RNA of Syngnathus acus (greater pipefish), 4022 nucleotides long. RefSeq names its product chondroitin polymerizing factor 2 (gene chpf2). Gene Ontology annotation, molecular function: glucuronosyl-N-acetylgalactosaminyl-proteoglycan 4-beta-N-acetylgalactosaminyltransferase activity. Bases 740 to 3031 code for a protein of 763 amino acids. Gene Ontology annotation, cellular component: Golgi cisterna membrane. The transcript has 4 exons. The record is from RefSeq and is a predicted model, not a curated record. NCBI's taxonomy places the organism in Eukaryota, Metazoa, Chordata, Actinopteri, Syngnathiformes, Syngnathidae.